AUGGAUAAAGUAGAUAACAUUAUAUUAGAUGUUGAUAUAUCUCAAUUAGAAAUAGGCGAAACACAAACAGAAAUCCUUAAAAGCAAAGAAGAAAAAGAUGUUAAAUCUGCAGCUGAAUCAGAAAUUGUAAGACGAUCUUCUCGUAAAAAAAUUCUUCCAAUACAAACUGAAAAAAAGAGAGUAAUAUCGAAACCUAAGAGACUGUCUUCUAAUGGAACAAUAGACGCAAAUGUGAUUAAUUAUUAUUUAGAUAAAAAAAUAAAACGAUUUUCUUCAUCUUUAGAAACGAUAUUUGAACAACCAAAGUCUGAUGAACCGAACUCGAACCAGGAUCUUUAUAUGAGCAGACGAAAAUUUGUACGAACCCUACCUGCAAAGGAUAUAAAACUACCUAAGAAUAAAAAAAUUAAGAAACGUAACAUGAAAGUAAAAAAAAUAAAUAAGCGUAAAAAUCUUCCAAUGGAAAUGUUACUUAAAAAGUUAGCCAGUAUCGCAGGUGUAUAA
Molecule: messenger RNA, 504 nt
Organism: Psylliodes chrysocephalus
Lineage: Eukaryota; Metazoa; Arthropoda; Insecta; Coleoptera; Chrysomelidae
Source: the annotation of a GenBank genome assembly